ACUUGAACAUUUGAUCAUUCGAUUCCAAGGACGUUUUGAUGCUACUUUCCCAAUGCUAAUGGCUAUACAUGUGCAUCUAUACAGCGAUAGAACUAAAACUGGAGGUUAAAAAGAUUAGAAACUAGCGCCUUGUCUUUUUGGAUGCUAUGCCGUACUAUCCAAUCAGAACAACGAUAGUCAACGCUUUAUCUCACAUGCGCGAAGUCAGAUAUUGGAUUUUUACAGGUUAGAAUCGUGUCCCGUUAGUGGGAUCAGCCCGGGGCCUGCCACCUUGGCUGGGACUGGUUAGUUCGUCAGUUUUCCGUAGUUAAAAAGCACCAGGAGGAUGUAUUUGCUGGCCAAAUAUUUGAAUAUUUGAUAUACACCUGGGACUAUGUUUCAUAUGUCUUUCGUAAUUACGUAGCCUAUCGUUGUUAACACUUACAUAACAUAUAUGAAAGAAAAUAAAUUGUUAUGUACGUUUGGAUUAUUCGUCGGACUCGUAUUACUCUACUACAUAUUAUCUCCUGAUAGUCCUACCUGCUUAUUAAAACGCUGCACCACUCAUGAACAAUAUAAACCAGGUUUUUCAAAACCUUUCCGAAGUACAAAAAGUAAUUUCUUUUUGAAUUAUUCGAAGAGUACUGUGGCAAACGAAUCCGUGCUUGUCUUUCUCCAUAUACAAAAAACUACUGGGACACUUAUAGAACGCCGUUUAGUUAAAGAUGGUUUAGUAAAUAAAGAAUGUUUUUGUCACGGUCGAAGGCGAUGCAGUUGUAGAAGUUCAAGUGGUAACACAUGGCUUGUUAGCAGAUACUCUACUGGAUGGCUUUGUGGUCUUCAUGCAGAUUUCACUGAGUUGACGGAAUGCAUCGACAGCAAACUGAAUAGAAUCGACCGUCGAAUACGGCUCAGAAGGUACAUCUAUUUCACCAUCCUGCGCAAUCCUGUAGACCGUUUUAUUAGUGAAUGGCAACAUAUUUGUCGUGGCGCUACAUGGCAUUCCUCUACUCUUCGAUGUAACAGACAGCCUCCACCAACUGAACAUUACAAACCUUGCCGAUUUUAUAAAGAUGAACAAGAUAUUAAUCCAGCGGCUUGGUACAAUGUAUCUAUACAAUCUUUUAUGCAGUGUCCGUAUAAUUUAGCACACAAUCGUCAAACAAGGAUGUUAGCCAAUCUUUCACAUUUAGAGUGUUAUAAGCAUUUAACAAAGUGGUCUCAACCACUGAAUACUACAGUCAUCAACUCGAUUCCGCCAGUUCAGUUAGCAUUGUUAAAAAGCGCUAAGCAUAAUCUUGUCAAUGUUAUCCAUUGUUAUGGUUUCAGCGAAUAUUUGGUUUAUUCACAGUAUAUCUUACAAAAAUGUUUAAAUAUUACUUUUAAACGUUUGUUUAUUGAAUUCAAUAAAAUAUCUCUUAUAAAAAACCGAUUACUGUAUACACAUGCUGCAAUAAUGCGAUCAAAUUUGGACUCAGUUACGCUGCGUAAAAUCGAGGAUGUGAACAGAUUAGAUAUUUUACUGUAUAACUUUGCUGAACACUUGUUUGUUCAUCGUCUGGUAAAUUAUCUAUUACUUGAUUCUGGGAUACCGAUGCAUUUUAAACGACCCUUAAAUACAGUUUCACAAUAUAACAGGCAUAAAUCUGAUAUAGCUCUAAGAUUUCUGUUAUUUUCUAGUCUGGUCGACCAAGAUAACACAACAAACACUAGUAGUGUGUCAUCAUUUUCCCAUCGACUAAACUCAUUUCUAACUAGUCUUUUUUUUCGCAGAGGUAGUAUUCCAGUUUCCGAAUCCGUUUUAAUCAGUGAGAAUCGAAAAUGGAGUAAUAAACUGGUUUAUGAUUUAGAAAAUUAACUUAUCAUUUAUUAUUGUUUACCUUAUUGUAUUCUUUUAAUGCUUUAUUUCGCAUUUCCUUCUUACAAGUUAUAAAACAAUUAAUGUCGGUUUUUAUUAAGAAAUAGAACUUUACUUUGUGACUU
Messenger RNA from Heterobilharzia americana, 1962 nucleotides. Lineage: Eukaryota; Metazoa; Platyhelminthes; Trematoda; Strigeidida; Schistosomatidae. The record is from the annotation of a GenBank genome assembly.